AUGGCGGACAUUUCAAAACAAUUGACGAAAACAAGUAAAUUUUCUCAUUCUUUAAAGGAAAGAUUAGAUACAUUGGGGUGUCCAUAUACAGAAGGUGUAGACGAAUCUUGGGUUUUAGAACUAAUUUCUAAACCAGGGGAGCCACGAAUACGACUUUUACAAUGGUUGUUUUCAAAACUUGACUCUAAACUGAAUGAGCUACUAGACCCUCAUAAUGCACCAAUUGAAUCCAAAAUGGACUCCAGAAUACAGAGAUUGUUGUAUGUUUCCAGUACGUUAGGCUUAUGUAAAUAUAAUGAUGUUGAUCUGAUAAAGGGAAUAACAACAGGAUCUAAACAAUGUAGUUUUGUAGAUCAAUUGUUAGAUUUAGUUUGUAUAGUUGAUGUCUCAGAAGAUCCCAGGGCAAAGAUAUUUCAAAGUCCUGGAGUUGUUGGGGAAUCAUCAGGCCUAUCAGAACAGUACAUAGCUGACUGUAAUUAUGUUGAUCAGUUGGUCAUAGAUGAGAACAUGUCCACAUUAUUUAAUUCAAAAGUGAAUUUACUACGACCAGAUAUCUAUAAAAAUAUUGAAAUGAAAUGGGUGGAGAAAGGCUUUAGUAAAGGAAUACCUCCUUCUGUCGAUAUAAAUCAACUUAAAGAGAAAGCAUAUACAGUGGCCAAUAACUUAGAUCGACAAACUGUUUUACUUCAAGAUUUAACCAGAUCGUGUACAUACAGUGAAAAUGGUUCAGCUAUUGUUUCUACUACAACACGUACAUUACAAGUUGUAUUAUCAGAAUUAUCUCAAUUAGUUGUCAGCUUCACCUACUGUUAUGAAAAUGAAAUGAGGUUAUGGUGUAAUAAAACCCCACCAGUUCUCACUGAUUUAGGUCUAGCAUUCAAACGUGUGUAUAAUGUACUAGAGCAAUUCGUAGAGUUUCUGAAACACCUGGACAGUAUACACAAAUCAUAUUCUGAGCUAGGCCAGGAUGUUAAAAUCAAAGUGACAUCAAAAACAAAUUUAGUGCUAACAAGUCAAAUGGCUCUAGAAAACUUUCAAGAAUGCUUGACUAUACUGGAUGAAUCUAUUCAACGAACAACUGGGCCUGAAGCAUCAUGUAUUUCAACAAUAACAUCUGAACAAUUCUGUUGAUGAAUAAUUCCUACAUACAUGUGACAAAUGAACAAAAAUUCUGCCAAAAUCCUCUUCAGUAUGUGAGGCAGUCAGGCAGAGGUCAUAGCUUUUUAAAAUGGAUGACCGCUUUGCAUGCUUUACCAAUCAAAAGAUAAAGAGUAUUUAUAUUAAACCAUUAUAUGCCUGACAACAGUGCGAGAACGGUUGAAAGUAUUAACUAUUCUGGAAGUAUCCAUAAAUGAUAAUGUCUUAUUUAUCUAUAACUUGUUCACAUAUGCUGUUGGUUGACUUACACAUCAUUAGUCAUUACCCUUAACUUAACCAAGCUUUAUUUGGAUUUUAUCAGUUAUUGCCUGCAGAAAGAUUCAUCACUGGCUUUUGAUAUCAAAUAGCUUGAAAGAUUCAGCAUAGCUUUGCAGUUACUGGUACAGUCUUAUCUCAGCUUGGGAGUCUCCAUGAAAUCCAUCUGGUCAAGUCCAGUAUAUCCAGACUACAUCAGACACCAAGAUUCAAGGCCUAGCUGAUACAUUUUUUUCUUCACAAUUCAGUCCUGAACCUUCUCUAACUUUUCUCCCACAUCUUUUUCCACGACGAGUCUUCUUUCUUUUCUUUGCUGCUUCCAAAUCCAUGACAAUAUUUGUUAUCAAAUUCAACAUUAUCCGAUAAACACUUCUGCAAACACUUUCACGUCUUCACUAGGCAAGCG
This is a messenger RNA of Lottia gigantea (owl limpet), 1819 nucleotides long. RefSeq lists its product as hypothetical. The record is from RefSeq and is a predicted model, not a curated record. NCBI's taxonomy places the organism in Eukaryota, Metazoa, Mollusca, Gastropoda, Lottiidae. Gene Ontology annotation, biological process: centrosome cycle; spindle assembly. Gene Ontology annotation, molecular function: microtubule minus-end binding. The transcript is spliced from 13 exons. The coding region runs from base 1 to 1131 and encodes 376 amino acids. Gene Ontology annotation, cellular component: HAUS complex.